UUGAGUAUUGUUUAGAAAUGUUCUGAUUUUCGACAUCAGUUUUGUCUGUCCCCCGCCCAUGAAAAAGUUCUGUGUUGACUGGCCGCUGAGACAGACCCGAGUAGCCACUGAAACAGCAGCGUGGGCUUACUGGCAUGUGACGUCGCGCUUUCCAAAACCUGCGGAAAGUUGUGGAGAAAACAACCCGAAACAGACUUCGAAAUCCUCGGAAUGUACGAACCGCUGCCUUUAUAUUGCAACUAGUCGUCGACAUGAGAAAACAGCGGUCUCGUUGCAUCGAGUUUUCAGCAUUGUUGAGUUGUAUCUUGGCUUUGUUUUUGGUGAAUCACUGUGCAUGUGCUAGUGAAGAUGAAGUUCUGGAUAAAAAUCAACUUUCUGAAUUAUACAACAAGGGCCUCUUCAUUCUGCAGAGCUCCAUGCUAAAUCGCUGCGUCAGCGCCGGUGAUUCCAACCUGACCCUCGAAAGCUGCAAUCGGCCGACGCAGCGCAUGCUCUGGAAGUGGGUUUCCCGCCACCGUCUCUUCAACCUGGGCAGCAGUCUGUGUCUGGGCCUGAACAUCAGCGACGUUACCAACCCGCUAGGCACCUUCGAGUGCGACUCGCCUCUCCGGACCCUGUGGUGGCGCUGUAAGGGAAACACGCUCUACGGGGCUUCCCAGCUGAAACUGUCAGUGGAGGGACGGUUGGUGGCUGUGAAGAAGAACUCCUACCACAAGUGGAGGAAGUUAUCCACGCUCGGAGAGGGCCCGUGCGCCUACCCGUACGAAGAGAUCCACCCUCUUCAGGGGAACGCCCACGGCACGCCCUGCGCUCUGCCCUUCAGGUACAACAACCGCUGGUACUCAGAGUGCACCACUGAGGGCAGAGAGGAUCAUUACCUCUGGUGCUCUACCACCAGCCGCUACGACGAGAAGUGGGGCUUCUGCCCCAGCCCAGACUCCAGCUGUGACACGUUCUGGGACGCGAGCCAGGAGCUGGGGGCCUGCUACCAGUUCAACCUGUACACCAUCCUCACCUGGAGCCAGGCCCACUCCUCCUGCCUGGCCCAGGGAGCCAGCCUGCUCAGCAUCACACACCUGGAAGAGCUCAAAUACAUCCAGGAGCGUCUUGGUGGUGACCUGGGGGUCAUGGUGUGGAUCGGACUGAACCACCUAAGGGAGGGAGAGGGGUGGCAGUGGUCAGACGGCUCUCCUCUCAGCCUGGUCAACUUCACCUCAGGGCUGUCGCCCACCCCCCUGAAGGACAACAGGCAGUGUGGGGUGUACCUCUCUCACGGGGGGCGUUCCCCGUGGCACAGCCUGGCGUGUGAGUCGGCUCUGCCCUACAUCUGUAAGAAGAUGCCUAACAACACCCGCCGGGCCGAACCGCUAAGUAACUGGCAGUACUAUCGUACAGAGUGUCUGGAGGGAUGGGUGUCCCACAAUGGUUUCUGCUACCGGAUGGUGGAGGCAGGAUCGUGGGAGGAGUCCUUGGAGGCAUGUGACUCGGAGGCAGCCGGCCUCGCCAGCCUCCACUCCCUCUCUGAGGUCAAGCUGCUGCUGCGCCUGCUGGCAAACCGUGAGAAACUACCGCCUGCUGUGUGGAUCGGUCUGGUGAAGAGGGUGCGGUCUGCGGAGGUGGAGUGGUCAGAUGGCUCCCCCGUCACCCUCACCCUCUGGCACCCUCAACAGCCUGUCUAUCACCACGGUAACGGCUUGCUCUGCGCCAAGGCUGACAGGAAGGAAGGCAGCUGGACCCUGGCUCCCUGUGACACAUGGCUGCCUGCAGUGUGCAGGAAACCUGGUCUGCUGCCUCCCCAUCAGUCAGAAGACUGGGACGAGGGCUGUCCUGUGGGCUGGAAGCGGUGGGGUCACUCCUGCUACACGGUGACCUCUCACCCCCAGACGUUCCAGGAUGCUGUCCGUGGGUACUACUGCAAGGCCCCCCUGCUGACCCUGGAGGACAGGUUCGAGCAGGCGUUUGUCAACAGUCUGAUCAACGAGCUGGGAGCCAAUGAGAGCACUUCUUACUGGACGGCCUUCCAAGACCAGAACAACACCGGGGAGUACAGUUGGCUGGGGCACAACGGCUCCUCCCUCCCUCUCACCUACACCAACUGGAACAAGCACCAACCAGUUAGUUCAGGUGGUUGUGUUGCUAUGUCGGGUGGCCAGGCCCUGGGUCACUGGGAGGUGAAAGACUGCAUUUCCCAGAAGGCCUUGUCAGUGUGUAAGCAAAGCAUCAGCAGCUACCAGGAAGUGCACCUGCCAGUGCAGCACAUCGACGCGUACGCCCCCUGUCCCCUGGGCUGGGAAUCUCACUCUGGUCUGCUUCACUGUUACAAGGCGUUCCACAGUGAGAAGAUCCUGAUGAAGCGUUCCUGGGUGGAGGCUGACUACUUCUGCCAGGCGGUGGGUGCUGAGCUGGCCAGCUUCCACCACUACGAGGACCAGCAGUUUGUCCGCCAGCUGCUGCAGGGCAUGUUCGAAGGAACAGAGGGUCGCUGGUUCUGGGUGGGCCUGAACAAGAGAGAUCCACAGACUGGCACCUGGGAGUGGUCAGACCGGACCCCCGUGGUGUCGUCGUUCAUUGAGGAUAAGAACGAGGAGGAUGACAGUCAUAGUUGUGCUGUGUUCAGUGAUCUGACCAACUCUCUGCUCCCUCAACCCUGUGAUGGCCAGCAUGAGUGGAUCUGCAACGUGGCACGAGGUGUUGAGCUGAACAAGCCCUACUGGUACACAGAUCAGGAUGAACCCUGGGUUUUCUACAAAGGAGCAGAAUAUCUGUUGGCCAAAAAGCCGUUUCCCUGGGAGGCGGUGUCACUGGCAUGUCAGAUGAUGGGUGCCAGCCUCCUGUCCAUCCACUCUAGAGAGGAGCUGAGAUUUGUUAAAGAGCGCAUGGGGCGGUCGGGCAGCUCUGAUUGGUGGAUCGGCCUGUCUGCAGACUCAGUGACAGAGAAGUUCAGUUGGAGUGACGGAUCAGAGCUGGACUAUCAUCACUGGGCUGAAGGCAGCUCCCACUCUGCUCCUGUCAAACAGAAACUCUGUACCACCAUGUCUUACCAGUCAGGGAGGUGGACGGCGAGGGAGUGUGGUGGUCUCCAUGGUUACGUUUGUAAGCGUCGGACGGUGUCGGUGGUGGAGAUCCCCAGAGAGCCUCACUACAUCGGGGGCUGUCCUGAGAGGUGGCUGUACUACGGACACAAGUGUCUCCUGCUGCACCUCCCCAGCAGUCCCUCCGAGGGGAAGAGCUGGCGGGACGCCCAGUUCAUCUGCUCCUCCUUCCAGGGCUCACUGGUGGCCAUCGAGGACGAGAUAGAGCAAGCCUACAUCACCAUGCUCCUUCAGGGUGGAGCUGUGGGCGUGUGGAUUGGCCUACGAGAUGAGGACACCAUGAAAUGGGCCAAUGGCAGGCCUGUGAGCUACACAAACUGGUCUCCGGUGGAACCUAAGAACUCUCCCUCUCAGGAGGAGUGGCUGAGCGGGUCUCUAGCAGCAGAUGAGCCUCUGUGCACGGUGCUCUCCAACAACCACAACGUCCACCUGACAGGGAAGUGGUACGAUGACGUCUGCACUGAGACUGGUUACGGUUUUGUGUGUCAGAAACCCCAAGACCCGUCCAGCCCUCCCACCCACUCCUACCUCCACCCCCUGCCUGAGCGUCCUGAGUACCGGGGGCGGAGCUACCGGGUGCUGCAGGGGAACCUGAGCUGGUACCAGGCCCUGCGGGUGUGUCUGGAGGACGGCUCAGACCUGGUCAGCAUCACUGACCCCUUCCACCAGGCCUUCCUCACCGUGCUGGUUAACAGGCUGGACGCAUCCCUCUGGAUCGGCCUCUACAGGCAGGAUGAUUCCCUCAGCUACCGCUGGACGGACGGGAGCGACACGGUGUUCAGCCACUGGGACGCCGCCGACAGCGGGGACUCUGUGGAGGCCGACUGCGUGUACAUGGACCCCAGCGGGGGCUGGAGGAGGGCCGACUGCGACACGCCGCUGUCCGGAGGCCUGUGUCACGUCCCCCCUACCAAGACAGAGAAGCCCACCGUCUCAGCAGGGGACACUUGUCCGUCAGCAUGGAUGGAGUUUGCAGACGGCUGCUACAGCUUUGAGACCAUGCUCCAGGAAGUCACUCUGGAGGAGGCCCGAGGCAUCUGCAGAAACAAAGCGAAUAUGUCCGAUAUUCUGACCUUGGAGACUCGUGAGGAGAUGCGCUUCAUCAUGAGCCAGAUAGAGGAGCUGUGGUCCACCUUCAGGUUCGACCGCCACCAGGCCAUGUGGCUGGGGAUGCUGUACGACACCAGCGCGGAAGCCAUGGUGUGGUUGAACGGUUCUCCCGUGGAGUUCACCAGCUGGAGCGUCAAGGCUCCGUCUCCUGAAGACUUCAAGGGGGACACAUGCGUGUCCAGCAGGAUCGUGGACGGGGUGUGGCACGUCUCCACCUGCUCCGCACGGCUCGGCUUCGUCUGUGAAGCACACCCUGGUACCACCACUGAGGUGAAAGUUGAACCACUAAAUGGGUUUCAUCAUGUGGUUGUUCUAGCUGCAGUCCUGGUGGCCAUUUUGAUUUUCUCUGUGCUGGUGGGAGUGGUCUGGUUUGUUUACAAGAGAAACGCGGCGCGCUUCCGGAGACUUCCGACGUUUGGCAACGCGUACUACAGACAGGACAGCUCCCAGACAACAGACUCAGAUGGAAACGUUCUCAUCACUGAGCUGGAGACUCACUCUGGAGAGUAGCUCACUCUCUCUCUCUCUGACGGUCUCUCUCUCUGACUGUAUCUCUCUCUCUGACGGUCUUUCUCUGACUGUAUC
Messenger RNA from Hypomesus transpacificus, 4787 nucleotides. It is a transcript of the gene pla2r1, whose product is annotated as phospholipase A2 receptor 1. Bases 252 to 4712 code for a protein of 1486 amino acids. The transcript has 30 exons. Gene Ontology annotation, molecular function: signaling receptor activity. Gene Ontology annotation, cellular component: plasma membrane; signaling receptor complex. NCBI's taxonomy places the organism in Eukaryota, Metazoa, Chordata, Actinopteri, Osmeriformes, Osmeridae. The record is from RefSeq and is a predicted model, not a curated record.